AUGUGGAUAAAGGGUGUUAAGCAAGGGUAUUUUUUGGAUAUGAUGAUCGAAAUAUAAUGUAUGCAUUCAAAUGCUAUGAAAGAUAAUCUAAUUGUUAGCAAGCACAAGCAGAGAUUAAUGUACUUUAACAAUUUCCAAAUAAGAAACAUGUAAUAAAAUUUAUUAAUAAAUAUGUUGAUAACUAAGAUUACAUUAUCAUUUAAUUGCAAGCAUGCUAAACUAGUCUUCAGCAAAUAAUUAAUUAAAACUAAUAUUUUAGUGAAAAUACAAUCAUCAAGCUUGCUUAUGAAAUAUUUUUGGGAAUUUGUAAUAUUCAUAAUGAAAAUGUUAUAAUUUUUGAUUUGA
This is a messenger RNA of Tetrahymena thermophila SB210, 345 nucleotides long. RefSeq names its product kinase domain protein, putative. The transcript has a single exon. Lineage: Eukaryota; Ciliophora; Oligohymenophorea; Hymenostomatida; Tetrahymenidae. The record is from RefSeq and is a predicted model, not a curated record.